This is a messenger RNA of Funneliformis mosseae, 2595 nucleotides long. The record is from the annotation of a GenBank genome assembly. NCBI's taxonomy places the organism in Eukaryota, Fungi, Glomeromycota, Glomeromycetes, Glomerales, Glomeraceae.
AUGCAUUCAUAUGGAUUAUUUUCAGCUUCUGAGAAAAAUAUUCAACAGCACAAACCAAUUCCUUUGCAAAAUGUUAAAGUUUCGGCGAAAGUUAUUGACGUGAUUUCCGAAGUAACAAUUUACCAGACUUAUAAAUACGCUGAAUCUAAUCAAAGUCAAGCGAUUUAUAAAUUCCCGAUUCUCCCUUCUUCGGCAAUUUGUGAUUUUGAAGUUAAAGUUGAUGAUCGAGAAAUCAAAGGAAUUGUUGAAGAAGCUGAACAAGCUACUAAAGAAUAUGAAGAAGCGUUGAAGAAUGGAAAUAUUGCAUGUACGAUUGAAGAUCAAUCUCCCGAUUUAUUUUAUUGUUUUGUCGGUACAAUAUUACCCGGUCAAACAAUCGAAAUUAAAUUAAUCUAUGUCUCGGAACUUCAACAAGACACGAAAUCAGAAGGAAUUCGAUUUACCCUUCCAACAGCAAUCGCACCAAAAUACAAUCAUUAUUCUUUAGAAAAACAGCUUGAAGGAAAAAAUUUUGAACUUGAAAAUAAUUUAAACGAAUGUGAGUUGGAAAGUUGUAAAAUAGAAAUAUCGGUGACGUGUAGAAUGACAUCAGUUAUCACCAGUAUCGAGUCACCCACUCAUGCAACUAUAUCUGAAGUUGAUACUAAUAAUGUGAGGUUAGCUAGAGUUGAUUUAAAUGAAAAAAUUGGUUAUUUGGAAAAUGAUUUCGUUCUCGUGUUUUCAAGUCAAGGAUUAGAUAAACCGAGAGCAUUGGUUGAAUAUAAUUCAAGCACUGAUACGAAUUGUGUCAUGCUCACUCUGGUACCGCAGUGUGUGCCUUACACGGGAGAGACCGAAUUUAUCUUCAUCGUUGACGUAUCAUUUAGCCAGACAUUAAGAAAAUGUAUGAAAGCAUUGGAAUUAGCGAUUUAUUCGCUUCCCGAAAAUUCCCUUUUCAAUAUCAUAUCACAAAAUACAUAUCUUUUUCCCGAUGAGAAUAAACGUUCAAACAUUCCGAAAAAUAUAUUUUACAUAACGAAUUCUUAUUUAAUUAUACACCAAUUCGAACAGCUUGUGGAACUGUUCCAACAGCAAAGAACAAUCAAUGACGAAUCAAAUUUUUUUACAUUAUUCAUUGGAGAUGAUAAUAGCAAUGAUAUUUGUAAUAGUUUUGAAUCUUUAACCAAAUUAGGAAAGGGUUAUUCAAUGUUUACUAAAUGUAAUGACGCAUUUGAAAUAAAGUUAAUUUCAAUCGUGAAAAAUUCUUUGGAAAUCCCUUUAACCGAUUAUGAAUUUCAUUUGGAAGAUCCAGAAAACAUUGAAUCUAGUCAUCACCUUGAUAAUUCCACUUAUAUCAUCCCUAAUAAUGAAGAUUAUGUUGAAGAUAAUCAUGAAGAAUCUAGUCAUCAACUUGAUAAUUCCAUAUUCCUCAUUCCUAAUAUAUCCCAUAACAAUAACCAUCAAAGACCUGUACUUCAACAAGUUCCUGCAGAAAUUCCUUUAAUUUAUAAUAAGCAAAAUUCAGUAGUUUACUUUCUUCUAGAGAAAGGAAUUAAACCUCCUAAAGUGAUAUCUGUCAAGGCAAAAUUUCAAGAUUUAGUUCAAUUUCAUGUGACGUUAGAUCCACGUGCUCUUAAGUUAAAAUUUAUUCAUACCUUGGCCGCAAAGAAAUUCAUUGAAGAAAAUCAAGGGAAGCCUUCUGUUGGUUCAAAUCCAAAGAUCAAGGAUCAGGUUAUAUCAUUAGGUAAAAUGUAUAAUUUAAUUUCAACUUACACAAGUUUUUUGGCCAUUAAUAAACGGGGCGAAUCUUCAACUUCGAAAGAAUUUAACAAUCAUCCCAUUUCAAUCUUUCAUUAUCACAAACCAAAUUAUAAUUCAUCCACAUAUUUUAAUUUUAAGGAUUUCACGAAAAAAAAUUUUCCACCUUCUUAUACACCGAUAUCAACAUCAUCCGAAUUAAUUGAUUUACAGAAUUUAAAUACACAAUCCGGUUUAUUAUCAAGAUGUACCGACAAUUUAACAAACCUAAUUUCAAAUCCGGUAUUAUUUGUAAAAGAUAGUGUAGAUGAAGUUAUGAAUAAAUAUUCAGAUGAAAAGUUAACGUUAGGUAUAAGGCACAAACAUCCGAUUUACUAUUUAGGUAAUGGGAUGGUUAAUUCUGGUUCUGCGGCUUAUCAGGUUGCGAGAAAAUUUGAACGUUUUCCCAUAUUUGGCGGAUUAUUUGUUAAACCUGUGGUAAGGUUUAUUGAUGAGUCUGUUGUAAAAAAGUCAAGGGAAGAAUUAAACGUUGAGGAAUUUGAUAAACAUUUUAAAGAGAAUCUUUUUGAAUCACAUGAAGAAAUGGUUAAUCCGAGAGUCGUUCACGUAGAAACUUUAUUUAGUUUUUUGAAAUUAUUUUCCUUUGAUGGAACAAUCUUGGACGAGAGUAGGUUUUAUGAAUUUUUUGGGAAAGAAUUUAAGGAAGAAUCUAUCAUGUGUUAUCAUAAAUCCGAAAAAGCUCUUAAGCAGAUGAUCAAAGUUGAGGAUUAUGAAGAUUUCGAUGAGAAAUAUAAUGAAUUAUUAGAGAAAGCUCGUGAAUGGAUAAAACUAUGGUUAGAUAAUGUCUAUUGGCAUUAA